Molecule: messenger RNA, 459 nt
Organism: Canariomyces notabilis
Lineage: Eukaryota; Fungi; Ascomycota; Sordariomycetes; Sordariales; Chaetomiaceae
Exons: 2
Coding region: 60-308 (82 amino acids)
Source: RefSeq, a predicted model, not a curated record
GGUAUCCGUACUUGAGUGUUACUCUAAGGUUCUCCACCUCCACCUCCACCUCCACCCUCAUGCCGCAAACGACGUUCUUUGCCAUUCCUGCCACCCCUACCACAGUGCUUUCACAUGCAGCUUGUUGUGCUCGCGAUAAUAAGUAUAAUAGCCAAACUGGGCGUUUUGUCCAUGGAUGCCACGAGGAACCCACGCUAAUGCCGUGCUGUUGGAGUAGUAUCUCUGCUACCCCUAUUUCGGCAUCUCAACCGAGAGGCCCCGCGGGUAAAGCUUUCCGCUGCACCCAUGGACGGGUCCUCCAGCCAUGAGACGCGCCGACCGCGAAACUGAGACUCAACUGCCGCGUCCCAGCAAGGAACGGUUCGCUUGGGCGUUAUUGAGCACCUACUUGGCCACAUGGCUGCAUGAGAAGUCCGUGUCUGCUCAAUGCUGAAUGCGAGGUCGGACUUGAGCGGGGCU